Messenger RNA from Amoebophrya sp. A120, 3426 nucleotides. Lineage: Eukaryota; Dinophyceae; Syndiniales; Amoebophryaceae. The record is from the annotation of a GenBank genome assembly.
AUCGUGGUCUAGCAAGUAUAAACUUGUUAAACUUCCAUUUCUAGCACGACAGUUAGAUGAACAACAAUGAAAUUCGCGACAAGCACGUCAAUUUACGACCCUAGUAAUUCUAAUUCAACAGAGUUCCACCUCUAUCCAUGACACCGCACAAGCGGCCCGGCGGGUUUGUUAGUCAAUUACCGCCACCUAUGCUGAUGAACAGACAAGUCCAUCAGAGGGCAGAACGGGUAGCAUUGGCAUUCCGCUCGUAGUGUCUUUUGUUUUCAUCUUCUCAGUACAACAUACUACUGUAUUUCCUGUUUCUUGGCAAGAAAGAACUGUAAGUGGCUUCGAAAAUAAAAAUUAAUUGUCCGGAGACCGCAUUAAGUCGAGAACAAAUGGCCGCACCUACCACGGGAACCGGGCCGAGCGCACCGUCCGCGCCCUGGACUUGUCAGUACCGUGGGUGCAAAAGCAAGAAAUCGCAAAUCAAGGAGCUGCGCGCAAGACUACCGACGGGCUACCCGCAUGACGAGGAUGUGAAUCUGCGAGUAAUACUGCAUAACUAUACUGUUUUCGAAGUAGAAUUCCUGUCACUACGAAGCAAAGGGACGACCACGAAGAUGAAACUCCUCUUGUCAUGCAUGAGAUAUAAUUAGAGGAAAGAACAAAAGAAAACGAACAAAAAUUCCCCCCCCCAAAAAAUAAGGUCUGCACGGUGUGUCGGCGCCUGCCCCUUGCGGAUCAGCUUCCCCUCGACCAACUUCCCACCGCGACCAUGAAGGAAACGCUUGGAAAUUACUCCCGCGCCACCAUGGCCCAGUUUACCCAGUUAUCAACUGCAAAAAUGUCUGGGGCUGGAAACUUGUAAUGCUGCGUUGGGAACAGUGAAUGCUCUGUAAUGCACAGGCAAGCGUGAGAAAUAUCUGCGCUUUUUUGUGUUGCGUUUUUCGCAUGACAAACUGCGUUUUUGCAUGACAGGCAAAAGCAAAAGGGUCUCUACUUCUUGGACACGCAUCACAAACUUUUUGGUCAUGCCAGACAAGCAUGACAUCUUCCAGACCCAGACACUUUUGCAUUUGAUACCAGUUCGCCUCCGUUGCGGCGAAACUGCCGGAGGACAGCGUCGAGCCGCUGGACCGGGAGACGGUGCUGUCGGUGAUCGAAGACCUGGAGGACAUGGAGGCCAAAGCCAACGAAAUAUCCUCGGUCCUCCGGUACUAUGGCACCAACCACGCGAACCAGCUGGCGAAGGCCAUUUGUCGGAAAAUUUUAGAUGACGGCUUCCCCUGGGAGAUGAGCUUGGCGUUCGAACAGAUAAACGAUCUUGUCAUGGAGGAGAUCGCCAGGCUAGGUACUAGUGCAGAAGUGCUUCUAGAAUUUUUUGUUUUAUAAAUAUGAUAUGAACUUUUAUCUUGGGGUAAAAAUUAUUCUGAGGAUAAAGUUAAAGAUGAAUAAACUUACUAUCACGACACGAAGUGAUCAUGGCACCGUCGUGCAAAAAUUUUUAAGGACACAAGAACUCCACAAUCCGCAGGCACCGCUUCACAAGCGCUGACGCCCUUAAACGGAUCAUCCGGAGGUGUGGCCGUACCCGCUAGCUUUCCACCGGCAGGAGGGACAGACGAACCUCCAGUCCUCUGCGAGCCCGUGCAGACCGCGUCGAUAGAAUCGCAGCUGAACCAGAGCUACCAAUAUGCGUUUGGGGUGUUGUUUCCAAAAUUUCUCCAGUGCAGCUGGGAGAGAAUCAAGGAAAUCGCGGAGGACGACGCGAACGUGAGCCGGAAAGAGGAGCAGAAAAAACUUUUCCGGGUGGUGAACCAGUGGAAGGAGAUCCAUUUGUGGGGCUUGGGAACGAUAAAAGAGCAACUGUUGUUGAGAAAGCAGCAGGUCCUGCAGGGUACCGUUUUCAAAAAGGCGGUGGUCGGCGGUGGAGGUGGCGCGAAUCUUCCGAACGCCAACAACAACAACAGCAGCAGCCACAGCCAGGGAGCUGUAGCAGUUGCACCAGAGCAGGGUCAACUACAAAGUCAGUUUCCGGGCGUGUCCAACUUCGUUGGGAAUACGAUUUUCACGGUGAAUCUGCAGGAUAUCGAGUUGAUGUUGGCGACCUUGGACUUGGUCCAGCAGGAGGAGGACAAGGAGGAGGAAAGAGAGCUGAAAAAAAGAAAGCUCGACUCAGAGGAGCAGAAACAAGCGCAGGAAAGCAGAAAAAACUUCAUCGAGCAAAUUUUGGAGAUGGCGGGGGAGGUGGGGUUGAAUAAGCUUACAACAACCUCUAUGCAUUGCAAAAGUAUCGUACUUCUAGUAGAAAUCGCAUGACAAAUUUUCUCAGCAUGAGAAAUGGAGUUUGUCAUGCUGUUUUGCCUUGGGAUCGAGAUUUGUAAUGCAUGACUGCGAUUGCUACGAGUGCGAUACUUUUGCACAGGAUAACCUCUGACAGCCCCGGCGACAUCAACGACGACGCGGGGGAGCAGCAGACGAAUCUGCAUUUGAGAAUCCUCGGCCUGGACGUCGCCGCGUUCAAGAAGAACGAGAUUACGGUGGAGCAAAUCAACAAAACGGCCCGAAAAUUGAUGUUCAAAGCGCAUCCCGAUAAAAACCCGAGCAUCGAGUCGCAGAAGUGCACCGACGCGAUGACCAGAAUCACGGACGCGAAGGAGGCACUGGUGGAGAAACUGGACCCCGCGAACCAGAAGAAGAAGCAAGCCGUGGACCCGAGUAAGAUCCAAGUGCUCGCCUCUUCCUCCGGGGGGGCAGUUAUCAAAUGUAAAAAUGUCUGGGUCUGGAAACUUGUGAUGCUGGGUGGCGUAUCGUGAGGAGGCCGCAAAUGCUGGCUCAGCAUGACAAGUUUCUGAGCUUCUAGGUGUUGCCUAUUCUGCACGACAAACUGCGUUUCUGCAUGACAGAAAAAUGGCGCUCUUGGGUAACGUGCAUGACAGAUUUGAGAGCCAUGCCAGACAAGCAUGACAAACAUGCACUCUUCCAGACCCAGACACUUUUACAUUUGAUAGCAGUCAAGCAGAAGCAGCUCUGUCGGUUCGUCGGCUGCACGGACGAGGUCUGUUCCCAGUGCGCGCACGGGGCCUGCCGGUCGCACAUCACGCACUGCCACUUCUUCGCCCGGCAGAACCCGGGGUUGCGCUGCUUUUUCCACCCCCCGCCCCGGGAAAACGCCGUCAACGCGGUCUUGGUCAACGUAUGACAGUGCACAACUCCCCCUCCCCCUCAUUUGUAUAGCAUGAACGGCAAUACAAGCAUCAGCAAGAAUGCCGGUUUUGCAAGACAAAUUUACCCUGGAGUGUAGUGCUAUUUGGGCUACCAGAACUUGUCAUGCAAACAGUGCCAACGGGCACAGCUUGGAUUUGGGAUUUUGCAUUGCAAAUGAGGGGGAGGGGGAGUUGUGCACUCUCAUACAACGGACGCUGGCAACAGAAGAAACAUUGA